Emericellopsis atlantica is the source of this 2026-nucleotide messenger RNA. RefSeq lists its product as uncharacterized. The record is from RefSeq and is a predicted model, not a curated record. The transcript is spliced from 5 exons. NCBI's taxonomy places the organism in Eukaryota, Fungi, Ascomycota, Sordariomycetes, Hypocreales, Bionectriaceae. Bases 117 to 1928 code for a protein of 603 amino acids. Gene Ontology annotation, molecular function: CoA-ligase activity.
CAUUGCUCAUAUACUCCGUAGCGCGUGUAUAUCAAGCAAGAACCGUCAAAGGCCUUGGAGACUUUGCCUAGUCCCUUUGAAUCCUUCGCGUCUGCAUCAUACAUGUACAAAUCAACAUGAUUCUCGACCCCCCUGCUACGGUAGCGCAACUCCCCUUUGCACCCCCUGACUCUGUGCCGAUCCACGAUUUCCUCCUCGGCCAAGUCAGCGAGCAGUAUGGAAGGCAUCCCCUCGAGGAGUCCCGUCCGCCAUUUAUAUGCGGUAUCACAGGCACGUCCUACUCGGUGGCGCAGGUGGAGCAGCGUGUCGAGGCCCUGGCCCGUACCCUCGCCGCCGAUUUGCAAUGGGGUGGCAGCUUAGACAAUGUGGAUGAAAUGGACAGAGUUGCUGCCUUCUUCGCCCUCAACAGCAUCGACACCCUCACAGCGUCCUGGGCCGUCCAUCGACUCUCCGGCGUCGCGUGUCCCAUCAGUCCCACAUACAGUACCCAGCAGGUUGCCGAUCAGCUCAGAAAUACCAAGGCCAAGCUUCUCUUCACCAGCGCUCCGCUCAUCGAGUCGGCGUUGGCGGCGGCAGCAUUGGUCGGGCUGCCCAUCUCGCACGUCUACGUACUCCAAGUGCCUCCAAAGGCCGCCAAGGGCGUCGAGAUCCCACCCGACCUCAAAACCGUUGACAAGGCCAUAGAAGAGGGCGAAGAGCUGCCUCCUCUCGCCAGAAACAGCUUUACACCAGGUCAGGGGGCUCGUCAAACGGCCUUUUUGUGCAGCUCGAGUGGCACAUCGGGUUUUCCAAAGCUGGUUAAGUUGACGCACCGAAAUGUCAUUGCCAACAUUCUCCAGUUCGUCACGUUCGAGAGGGACGGCGCUACAAAGAGCAAGGCCGAAGUCUCGCUGGGCGUCCUUCCUCUCAGCCAUGCUUUUGCCCUGAUCGCAACGGCGCAAAUGGGCGUGUAUGCCGGGCACAGUACCGUCAUUCUCCCCUCCAUUGAUAUGGGGGACAUCCUGCAAGCCACGCAGGAUUUUCAGAUCAGCAGACUCUGGCUGAUCCCGCCCUUGAUUGCGGCCAUGAACCAUUCUCCCGCGUACGUCCAAAAGUUCGAUCUAAGCAGCGUCCGAAGCGUCCUCGUCGGAUCAGCAUCCCUGAGCAAGGAGGCCCUGUCCAGAUUCGAGACGCUGCUCCCGGGCUGUGCCAUGAUUCAGGGGUACGGAAUGACGGAGACUACGUGCAUCGUGGCCGCGACGAGCCGGGAAGAUGUCAUGUUCGGUUCCUGCGGCUAUCUCAUGCCGGGAAUGCAGGGACGUCUGGUGACGACCGAUGGGCGAGAGGUCGACGGCCCCGACGAGCCGGGCGAACUACUGCUGCGCGGCCCCAACAUCUCACCGGCAUACUUCACCAGCGACGCCACGAGCACGGAGAUGCUAAGAGACGAUGGAUGGCUCGCGACAGGCGAUCUGGUGGCGGUGAAGAAGAGCCCACAAGGCCAUAAGCACCUCUUCAUCGUAGAUCGCCUAAAGGAACUGAUCAAGGUCCAUGGAAUGCAGGUAGCACCCGCCGAGCUGGAAGCCUUCCUUCUUCAGCAGGCCCCUGUGGCCGAAGUAUCAGUCGUACCUGUACCCGACGAGUUUGCCGGCGAGCUGCCGCGGGCGUACGUUGUAAAAUCGUCCGAGGGCAAGGCCUUGUCCGACGAUGAGGUGCGCCGUAGCCUCCAUGAGAAGAUGGACGAGGCGUUCCACAGCCACAAGCGCCUUGCCGGUGGCAUCGAGUUUCUUGAUGCUCUCCCUAAGACGUUCAGUGGUAAGAUUCUACGGUCCGUGCUCAAAGACAAGGCCAAGGAGAGUAUCACACUGCAGGACGUGCACGUGGAAUCAAAGGUUCCCGCCACACAAAAUGUGGAGGUAUACACAAUCGACUCAGAGGAGGACGAUUGAGCUCAAUAUGCCGGCGCAGAAGCGUGAGCUUGACGGGAAAACCGGGUACCCUACAAGGCCAUUUGCUAUCAUAGCACUCUUAGUCAGACAGAAACAGC